Messenger RNA from Vitrella brassicaformis, 2477 nucleotides. Lineage: Eukaryota; Vitrellaceae. The record is from the annotation of a GenBank genome assembly.
UGCUUUGCUGUGUUGACUUUGACUGACUGCCUGGCUGAUACGAUACGUCACCUCCCGUGUGCGCCUGUCCGUCCGUAUGACCUAUGAAAGAAUGUCGUGCCUACCUACCUAAACGGCAUAACAAACCAAACCUUCGCCCUCUCUCGUACUGGAAAAAGCCUGGCCAAAUCCCUCACCUCUGCUCUCCCUUCCCACACACUAAUCAUUCACACACACACACACACACAAUACACGAAGAGACCGACCGCAAAAACACCAAAAACGCCAAUCCUGCUUGCCCGUCUGCCGAUUCAUGUCUGUAUCAGCAUCAGUCAAGUCAGCCAGUGGCUUGGCCAGGGGAGAGAGUAGGUCGGGGAGGCCGGAAGGGCGUGAAAUCGGCCUCAUACCGCGAGCUUUCGUUGCCCUCCCCGGGCAGCUGGCCCCCUCUUUCUGGGUAGCCCAGUAUCUUGAACAGCUGCCGUCGCGUCCACUUGGCAAUGAGCUUGACGGCCGCACUGUGGACGGGGUCGCUCAGGUCGAUGUUAGGCACGGUGAGCUUCAGCUCAUCGAGCAAGGGUGUCUCCAUGGCCCUCACAUUCUCCACCGCCCACGCACAGUCAAUGGCGAGGGGGUCCUCUAUGGCGGCCGCUCGGGAGGGGAAAUGGCGGUCAGCAUAGUCCUUGACACGGUCCUCCAGAAACUCGAUCGUGCCCAGACGGAAGGCCGCCUCUUCUUCGGCGUGCUCGGCGGCCACGGGGGGCAGAAACCCGUAUUGGGCGAUGUAUCCCUCCUCACCUCCCCAGAGGCCGUAGUCGUGGCUGAGAGGCACACCUGCCGCGAUGGGGCCCGAGGCACCGAUGAGGACCAUCUGUGUGUCGUCCUCGUCACCCUUGUCAUCCUCGUCAGUAUCAGCAGAGAUGAAUUGGACGUUGGGCGAGUGGUGGUGGUUGACCAUGUCGAACAGGGGCACGAGGGCGGGCACCGCGGCGCCGAUUGUGGGGUGGUUGACCUUGACCGAUCGCGUCACCGCCAGACGGUGAACGGCAUUGUACUCUGCCUCGCUGAACUCCAGCUACAGACAGACACACACCGCACAACACAGGCAGCACAGACAGACAGGUGGGUGGGAAUGCGCACACACAGACACAAGAUCCAUCUGGUGAGUGAGUACCUGAGAUCGCUUGUCUGCCGGCAGUGCCUUGAGUAGCGCCGAUAUGCGGCCGUAACAGAUCUGGUCGAUGAGCUGCAGCAUCGACACAGCAUGCUGCAGUCCCUUCCCCUGCCCCGGAGUCCAGGGCAUCAUCUCCCGGGGCCAAUCAGCCUGCGUACAUUUACACACAUACACAGGCACGUCCACACGCGGACCCGCCGAACCCAUUGUUGUCUAGAUCAUACUGGCAGGAUGGGUGGGUCGGGAAGAGACUCCAGGUAAGGCCGAUAGAAGGAGGAAGUGGUGUUGCGCAGCUCAUACAGCAGGGCAAUCGUCAGCCUGCAUAUCACAUACACACACACAUCAGUUGGCCUGUCUGUCUCUGUAAGGCUGCCUGCAUGACUGCAUGACUGCCUGCCUGCGUCCACACAAAAGACGUCACGUGUACAUACCGUGCGUCCCAUGUUUGGGUGGUGAGCUCCUCCAUCAGGGCACUGUCACCGCUUGCCUUAGCCACAUCCGCCACACCCGCGGCCAGCGGGGUGCUCAUGAACUGCUCGUCAUCCGCGCCGCACACACGAGUGAAACUGUGGGUGUGGUGUCAGCCAGUCAGUCAGCCAGCCAGGCAUGCGGCCGCCCUUAAUCCUUACGUGAUGCAGAGUUUCAGAGGAAUCUCCGCCCACACCUCUCCGUCGGCCAGAGGCUCCACAGCCACCAAACCUGCACCACAUCCAUCCGCCCAUCCUUCCCGUGAAUGGGCGGAUGUCAGCCCGGCUACCCCCUCAUCCAUUUUGCCCGCUCUGACCUCUGAUGACUUCGUUGGCGUCAUCUGACGGCUCGUUCUGUAUCUGCACCUUGUUCACCUUGCCUCCGUGGCCCUCCACCCACUGCACGAGCUGGGGCUCCAUGGCCACGAAGGACGCAGCACGGCCGGACGGCAGCAGCUGUGUGACGAUGAGUGGUAGAAGGAGGAUGGCAAAGGCAGAUCCGACCAUGGCCAUUUGGUCUUCAGAAGCUUGUGGUUUCAGCCCGAAGUAGACCAGAUGCCGUCGACUGCAUGAACGCAUGUCAAUCACACAGAAGAGCAUUUUGAUCGUGUUUUCACGUCAUCCAAAUCAUGGACUUGCCUUUUUCGAAGCUGAGCCUUCCUCGUCGCCCCUUCCACCUCUUUUUCCCUUGUCAGAGGCUGCGAGUGUUGGGGUAGAUCCCGCCGUGUAAUGCAACUGCAUGCUGAGAACCCUGAGCACUCCGAACUGUCCCUCCUUCUCGUGAACCGUCCCUCUGGCUCAUCUGUUGCCUUAACGGGCAACGACAGCGAUCCUCCACAGCCACUCUCAUCUACCGACAU